AUGGCGAAUGCCAUGUUGUCUCCAGAGAAAAACGCAAUUAUUCCUGCAGAAAAAGCUGAGGACAAAACGGGUUACAACAGAAAAAGAAAAGUUGGAACCAUUGGUAGUAAGAAACCUAGCAAAUCCGCCAAACCAGACUCUGUGUCGAGUCAGCAUUCAGUGGCUUUGUCAGUGAAGGACAGAGGCUCAGAUGUUCGCAGAUUUAAUGUAUCGUCAGGCCUGAGUGGCUCUGACCCAUCUAUCACGGACGUGCUUAACGUUCUGAAGUCAAUCCAGGAAAGUCAAUGUACAUUACAAGGGAUAGAAGAUGAUAGAUACACUAAACUUACGAAAGACUCGGUGAAUGCUAGACCAGAUAAAUGGGAAAGUCUAGUUACAGUAAAAACAAACUACUUAGUAUGGGGAUCCCUACAACCCAAUACUCGUACAGUUGACAAGAAACUACAAAAUGUAGAGACUUCUGUGGUUAAAGCAGCUACCAUUAUGCUUGAUAGGGAAGUGUUUGCAGAAGAUCAUGGAAGAAAGAGCAGAAUGCAUCAUGAUGGUGCCAGUCUGGACGACUCAAGUGUGGUACACCAAAGUUCUGGAACUGUUAAUGCUGUUGAUGAUGGCAUGUCGAUUGUCGUGAAACAUUUCAAAAACUCGGGCUUUUCGUCUGACGCUACCAAUAUCCUCAUGGCGUCUUGGAGAGGCAGUACAAAGAAACAAAUCUCAAUCAAACUUCACCUUAACCAAGCUCAUCAUAUCUCAUUCAUGGCGACUGCUGCGAGCAAUAUGAAAAUAGUCAGAGGGACUCUAAUUUUUGGAAAUGUUCUAACAAAUAAGGGAGGAGCUUACAACAAUAAUACUGGUAUCUUUACCGCUCCCGUAUCUGGGUCAUACUUCUUUAUGGUCACUAUUGGACUUCAAGCCCCAACCCCCGCUAAUAACAAGGACUACCUAAGGAUACAUAUCAUAAAAAACAGCAGAGUUGCUGGAUACUUGUUUAUCGGAACUGAAGGUUUAUGGCUCAAAAGAUCAGAAAAUACAUUACUGGAGCUUUCAAAAGGGGACAAAGUAUAUGUGAACCUCAGUGACCCAGCAACUGGGUUUCCCUACAUUGCGGGAGGAAAUCAUCUCUCGCAUUUCUCGGGAUUUCUGAUCAAUUGA
Molecule: messenger RNA, 1149 nt
Organism: Saccostrea echinata
Lineage: Eukaryota; Metazoa; Mollusca; Bivalvia; Ostreida; Ostreidae
Exons: 5
Coding region: 1-1149 (382 amino acids)
Molecular function (GO): protein binding
Source: RefSeq, a predicted model, not a curated record